CUCUUAACAUCACUACGUAGUUGCAAAACAAUUUCAGGAGCAUAUAAGGUAGGCGUGUGGGUUGUUUUUUCAUUUUUUCACCUUUGUUGUAUUAUAUUCUCAAUCAAUGCACCUAUCUAAGGUCUGCAAUAGAUCUAUGGUAAUUUGAUUUACCCCUAAACGAAAAAUUUUGCCUCUUCAUUCGUAAAGGUAAAAAAAUUACGUAACAGUGCUAUGAUCACCUUGAUGAUGGCAUCUGAUCAGGCCUAAUAUGAUUUUCGCCUUUAAGCCUAAAACACGGUGGUUUUUAAAUUCGUGAUAGCCUGUUGCAGGUGUUUGCUAUAGUUUGGAAUGAAUCGUACCACCUUCCAUCAUAUCUGACCGUGGGGCCACACGCAUGCCUCUUCAAAACCCUCUUCCCUGUCCCCCCUUUUCACUGCCCUUCUCACCUCAUAGGCGGCGGAGCAGGAGGGGCCCGUAGACCCCCCAAACAAAAUCUUAGGGGGGCAGAGCACCCCAACGUUUUGGUGCCAGAAAUAUCAAUAGUGCACCAUAAAAAUUGCAAACUAUUCAAUCUCCUGAUCUUUUCACAAAUCCUUUUAUCAGAAAUGGCCUUGGAAGAAUGAUAUGUAGUAAGACAUUUUUUGAACAACUCCAACCUGUGUUUGAAAAGCCAGAUAGUGUGCUGAGGAAAUUACACAUGAUUUAAUUUUGUAUGCAGUAACUCAAUCUAAUGCUAAACUGAUUUUUAAACUGUGCUCGAGAAAAAUGAAAGUUAGCAACAAAUUGAUUACAGACACACUUGAAACUGUGAAGAUUGUAAAGGGAUUUGCAUGUACCAAAAAUCAGUGAAAAGGGCAUUUUAGAAAAUUUAAGUGGGAGUAAAGGCUGAGCUAAAGAUAAGCCCCCCUCCCUUCGUGUUUUAAAAUGCUCUGCCACCUCUGCUCUUGCCUUAACGCUCUCUUAUUUGUCCCAUUUCCAUAAACUUUUUUACUUUUUUUUUAUUCUAUUGGAAUACAUUUAAGUUAACCUACUGAAAGAUUCUUGACAUGCACUUGUUGUUGAGCAUCUAGUGAUGUGAUUUGCAGACAGUAAUAAUUUGGAAUGUAGAUUUUUUUUAAGAAAGGGAAUAACUCGAUGAGCUAAACUGUUGUAGACCUUUUUAGGCUGUUUCAUUGUUGUAAACUUUCUUUAUUUGCAUACCAUUUGAAUUAACUAAUUUCAUCCAGGCUUGAAGUGGAUUUUUUAUCUCAAUAUCUCCUUGCCAUUCCUCUGGGUAGAAUAAGGUCUUUAGAUUAAAUGGAAGUAUUUUAAAUGGAGUCACUGAUUCCUUAGUAAGCGGCAUGGCAUGACGAUGGUAUGUACAUGUGAAAUAAAAAAUCAGAUUAAACUUUAGUACCUUUUGGUCAUUAUCAAUCCAUUGAUCUUGCAGGUAACUGAUAAUUAUGCCACAGCCUUGGGUUAUCAUUGGUGGGUCAGUCUUGCUACCUAAUGUUGGUGGUAUGCUUGGGGGAUUCAUCACCAGAUCUCAGAUUAAGGACUGGUUUGACAAAGGUACCUGAAAAUGCCUAACCAUUCAUUGUAUACUUAACAUAACAAUCAUUUUCAAAAUGGAAAGUCAGUUAUACAGUCCACCUGAGGGUGAAGAAAAUUGUAUGAUACAGCACAGGCAAAUGGAUUUCACUUGCCAACUGUCAAGAGAUUGUUGAAAAAAUCUAUUUUUUCGACAAUGGAUUAGGUGUAUUGAAAUACAGAAAAUGGUCACCUUAUCAGUUUUGAUAUUUGUAGUGUUCAUUUAGGAAACUACCUCAGAUUUUAAAAUUUUUCAUAGAAUGAAGAGAUUUUCCAACAACCAAAAAUUUUUCUGUAUUUUUUCCUGUUCAUUACCUUUGAAUUAAUCACUCUUUAGGGAUGUCCUACAUGUGCUUUCCUCCCAACCAUUUCAUAACCUUAAUUUUUGACAAUUAAGGAGGUUAUGUCAUAAUUUUUGUCUUGUCCAUUUGGUUUGACAUGAUGUUUCCAAUGAUUUUCACAGCCCUGCUUGUUGCCUUUUGAUAUAUAAUUACUUCUUGAAAUUUUGUCUUACUCCUUCAGCUAAUUUAUACAGCACCUUUUAAGCCAAGCAGCAAAAAUUGAUCUAAAUAGAUUUGACUUAGCUCCAUUAAGGCUACUGGGAAUUUUUUCAUAUUGUGUUAAGUAUUAAACAUUCAUUCCAGACUUAAAGAAACCCUCAUGGAGACCCCCAAACUGGCUCUUUGGGCCAAUGUGGACCAGCCUAUACUCUGGAAUGGGUUAUGCAUCAUAUCUUGUAUGGCGAGAUGGUGGAGGAUUUGAUGGUGAAGCAAAAACUGCACUGGCUCUGUAUGGGACAAACCUGGCUUUGAACUGGUUGUGGACUCCAAUUUUCUUUGGCUCUCACAAGUUGGGGCUGGUAAGGAAUGCUGUUGAGAUUUAAACCCUAUUUAACAAUUGUGGUGACACUGGCAGAGAGUGAUUAUUGUUUUAAAAAAAAUUCAUGAAUGUGAUACGAACUGCAAAGAUUUGUUCAUUGCACAGACAAAUUUGAGCUUGUUUUUCAAACUAUUUUACAAGACCGAAGAUAAAAGAGCAAAGGUCAAAGACACCCCCUUGUCCCCUGAAAUUUCACUGGGUUUUCUACCAUUGUAACACCCAUGUUAAGGAGAUAUAAAGCCCUCCCCAUCUAAUUUUCCCUUGUAACAAGGUAAGACUGACGGAGGGAUCGGAAGAGUAGAAAGAAAUCAAGAGAAUGUCUCUAAUAUGGCCCUAACCAACACUCUGCCUGUCACCCUCCCCCUCCUCAAAGAAACAAAACAAAAGCAAAAAUUUACUAUGCACAAUAUGAUUUAUUACAAUUUUGAUUUUCUCUCCUUCAUAAAAAGGCUUUUGGUGAGAUUUGUCUUCUGUGGCUGAAUAUUGCUGGUUGUGUUUACACAUUCUACCCAAUCAACAAACUUGCAGCAGGACUUAUGCUGCCUUAUCUUGGUUGGGUUACACUGGCUACAGCUCUUAACUAUUGCAUCUGGCAAAUGAACAAGCCAGCCAUAAAAGAAGAGUGAAGCCUUCAAGAACUACUGGAUCAGUUGUCUUAGUUAUGCAGAAAUCACCAACAGUAAUGCUCAGGGAUAUAAAUCAUAAUUAGGUUAGAAGAAAUUUAACUCAAUAAGUAAGUUGAAAUUGAUGAUUAUAUAAAAAUAAAAGUGUAGUUCCACAUAGGAAUUUGGUUUUUAAUGCAAAGUUUUGGAAAAUAUGUCAUUCUUAAUCAAACUUGUGUAUUUAAAAUGUGGAUAUAUUUGAGCAUGAUAUUGUCAGUACUGAACUCCGUCUCCAUGUAUUUUUGAAAGUCUCUAUGGACUUGACAAUAUGUUAAUGAGGUGAAGUGCAGUUUCUUCAGGGCUGCCAUGCUUUCCUAGGCUGAAAAAUUAUCGACAGUGAGAAGAAGCGCUGUGAAGACUACAUGGCUUGAACCUUCGUAAAAUAAUAAUUGUUUAUCAGCCAACUGAUUGUAUUUGAGUUCCAUUCUGAAGAUGCAUGUUAGAUUAACAAUUUUAAUACAAAACAACUGAUAGAUUUGUGUUUGCCAUAUGAAAUUAUCAAAAUGCUGAUGUACAAGAGAAAACAUGAUCCCAAAAGUGAUCUUUUCCAUAGUAAGGAAUAACAGCUCUUCAAUUAGUAAUUUAUAAUAUUUUUGAAAAAUAAAAGCCAUUUUUGUGUUCAACUGUGUUAUCUCACAUCCUAUACCUACAGAGGAAUUUCCCUCACACCUAACCCCUUUUGUAUUACCACGUUGUCUUGGUAACUACUCCUGUAUAGUGUUUAUGUUUGUGCUGGGAAAAGGGGAGAAAGGAGAGGACGGAAAAAACAACCAAGGGAAGUGCAUGUUUAAGUUCACAAUGGGAUCACAGCAUGCCCCUUACCUGUUGGGGUAAUUUAUAAAUCAUUUCACUUUAUUUUCAAAAUAUAAUAAUUUACUACAGAUGUUAUAUAAUUUACAAUUAUCUUAAUUAACUAGUGUAAAACUAUGUAAAAUGAACAUACAAACUCCUAUUUUGGACAAACUGCAGAUUUUCUAUAUGGGUGUGACUUACUUUUAAAAAUCCAUUUGACUUUCCUUUAAAAAAUAUUGAUUUGCUCCUGAUACAAAAUGAUUUACAGGAGUUUUUUACCUAACUGCUAAAAAAUUGAAUGAAGAUCAACUUUUGAGCUUCAUUUUUAGGAUGGUAACACAAAAUCUGUAUGUAACUGUAAUAAGUAAUUGAACAUCCUCUUAAGGCCAAUUAAAGAUGGUUUCUAAUGCUGUCUUCAUAUUAUUUACUUUAAUUAGUUUAUUUAAGUAUGAUGGCCUACUACAAAUGCAUAGAGUCACACAGUUUGAAGUGUAAACAUACCGCAACCCACAUACCACUCCAUGUAAACCUAUCAAUGUCAUGAGCAGAUCAAAUAGACCCUUUUCAAAAGUAGUAAUCCAGAG
Molecule: messenger RNA, 4468 nt
Organism: Pocillopora meandrina
Lineage: Eukaryota; Metazoa; Cnidaria; Anthozoa; Scleractinia; Pocilloporidae
Source: the annotation of a GenBank genome assembly